Dufourea novaeangliae is the source of this 2811-nucleotide messenger RNA. RefSeq lists its product as uncharacterized. NCBI's taxonomy places the organism in Eukaryota, Metazoa, Arthropoda, Insecta, Hymenoptera, Halictidae. The record is from RefSeq and is a predicted model, not a curated record.
UCCUCGCAUCUCUGGCUUUGUCGACAGUGUGGCAGCGGCGUAGGCUCUACAGAGGGCGUCGUCGGGAGCGUCGGUGGUGGCGGGAGCGGUGGUAACAGCAGCAGCGGCGGUGGCAUGGAUUGCAUGCCUCUACGUCCGGGUCCCUUUCACUAUUUGAUAAGCGAGCAGGCCAAGUCCUUGGUGGCCCUGCAGGAGCUGCAGAAUGAGGUCGGCGCUCUUCUCGAAUUUCGGGACCUCGUCAUGGAGACGUUCCCGAACCUCCGGCACAAGAUGGCCGCGACGGCGUCCGCGGGAGCGUCCGUGAUGUCGUCCUCCUGCGUCCAGAAUUCCCACAUCCCUUUACCGCUCUCGAGCCCAUCGUCGAGGAGGAUCAACGAAUGGGAACCCGGGAAGGUUAGACGGCGGAUACCUAGAGAAGGUGGCGAGUCGUCCUCGUCCUCCUUGCCUAGGAGUCGUAGUAACUCUCACAGCGGCGGCACCAAGAACAACUGCAGCGCCACAGUCCAGGAUUCCGGGUUCAGCACGGAAACGUCCUCGAAAGAUAGCGCCUCGACGGCAAUAGCACCUAGACCUAGCAGUCCCCGACCCGCUGUUCUAGACGAGGCGGAGGACGAGCUAUGGAAUCUCUUAGACGUAAUCCAUCGAAAGGGAAUCAGGCUUAGAGAGGAGGUGGAGUGUCUUCAGGGUCGGCUGGAGAGUGUAGCGCCCGAAGAUCUGGCCUCAACGGAUAUUCUGGACGCUGUUAGAGAAGUGACGUGUUUGGGUAGCAAUAGAACAACAACGAUAACAACGGAGGAUGGGAAGGAGGAUAAUGAUAGGGAUUCGCAAGUGAUAGCGCUUAGAAGAGAAAAGGAACAACUCCUGGAUAAGGUGGCCGAACUCGAGGCAGAGACCAUAUCCAGUCGCGCCAGGGCACAAGAGCUACAGUCAGAGCUUGCCGCGCUCUCCGCGUUGAAGUCCGGUCUAGAGGAUCGACUGAGGGCAGGACUGAACGAAUCAUCCUCGGACAUCCUCGUACCAGGCGCACAACGUCUUCAACCGAUCGCGCCCGUUGUUUUGUCGCCGAAAAGCAACAGCGUUAGUAAUAUUAAAAGCAAGUCUUCGGCAUUCGCUUCGGUGGCGACGUCCACGAAGGCUCACAAGAGCCGCUUCCGGACGAGGACCAUCGAGAAGAACGUGCUGUUAGACGUCACCGCCCACAACGACGCGUUACGCGACAUCGACGUCGAAGCGAGCGUGAACGAGAGAAGAGCAAGAUUGGGUGCUUUGGAUUCCGUCCUCGUGUCGCCGACAAGGGUCGCGCAUGUUAAAGACGUCGAUUCGAAGAAGAUUGUUGCCAUUCUCCGCGAACACUCUCCUCUCGAGCUGCAGCGGCAUUUAAUUACCACUACCGUCCAUAAUCAGGUCCUACAGAAGAGGUUAGACGAUGUACAGAAAAGUACGGAAACUCUGUCUGAACGGCUAGACAAGGCGCGCGAGGAAAACGACGACCUACGCUUUCAGCUGGAGGAGCGAAAUAUCCAGUUAGAGGGCACGCGGGCACGCGUCCGUGUGCUAGAAAAACUCCAACAACGCCCCCCGACGGAAAUCGAUCCGGAGGUGGACGGGGAGCAACCUAGAUGCGAGCAGGCUGGUCUGGAGCCAGGAAGUAGCACGGAGUCUGCUCGUGAUCAUCACCAAGCCGUGGAGGUGAAACCGUCACCUCGGCGGCGUCCUAGUCGUAUACCUUUACCCGGUUCCACGUCGAAAGCGACAGCGCCCAGACCGCCCAGCCACGGAAGAAACGACAGCAAGGAGUCGUUGAAAUCGUUGACGAGACCGCCCCGUGAUUCUAGUCGUGACAGUCACGGCGGCAAGUCUCUCUCGAAAGCACGUGACUCGAACCGAGACUCGCUGGGCAACAAAAGCCUGACGAAGAACAAUAUCAACAACAGUGGGGCCGGGAGCAAUAAUACGGGGAACGGCAGCAGCAAGGAGACGAACAGGGAGUCCCUGAACAGGUCCCUGCCGCGUAACAAUUCCAGCCGAGACUCCUUAAACAAAUCCUCCUCGCUGUCCCGCGCCCGUGACUCGCUGGAGUCAAACAACCUUGGCACGUCCUCAUCCCCUGGGAUGACUCCUCCUCGACGACCGCCCGCUCCUGCACGCCGUUCCUACAGCCUGGCCCGCCCGUCAACGUCCGUUGACACAGAGAACGGCAAGAGACACUCGACCGACAAUUGCCUUAAAAACGACGAAUCGCCCGACGAUCCACUACCAAAAUGUCUGAUCUGGAGCGCAGGCGAGCGUGCGUUCGAGCCCGUCCCCGACGGCGGUCCAAUAAAGAAAGUGGCCCCUUCUCGCGUGCCGCCGGUUUUUCUCAGUUGUUCCGAGCCACCGAGUUCCUGGUGCUCGACGAACGGCAGCUUUCGACACAGCGACUCAUCCUUGUACCCGGAUUCCUUGAACCAGGAGACGUCGUCGGUGACCGGCUCCACCAGGGUGGAAUUCAUCAUCGGCUCGCCGACCAGACGAUUCCGUCAGAGCUCUGUGUGGCCGCAUCGUUACUUCGAUAGUAUAGAUUCCACGGCUAUGCUGCCCGAGAGCCUUCUAACCGACGAAUUCUCUCUGAACCACGGCGAGGCCCUCGCCGAAUGCGAUUCCCUCGACUGUCAGCCUUUGAUUCUUAAAGCGCUUGAAGACUGAUACCUGACGUGUAUCUUUUCAUUGGUACACGGCGUAAAAGAGAUUGAGAUCCAUUGCUAGACUGCGGAUGUUUCUGUAGAUAUAAAUUUUCUGUGGGACUAGGUUACUUUAAUUUCUUCUCGUUAU